GCGUUGCGUAUAGUUCUUCUUCUUCUCACAGAACUAGCCGUGCGAUUUGUCCACAUGCCGUUUUAGUUAGGAGUUUUCAGUGAAAUUUCCUGCGAAAAACGUACAGUUUCUACUAUAAUCCGCAGCCAUGGCCAAGUUUGACCUCACCAGCAAAAACUGCCAGUAUUUGGAUCGUCAUUUAACGUUUCCUUUGCUGGAAUUUCUGCUACAAAAAAAUGUCUUCGAUCAGACGUCCCUGUUGAAGUUCAUCCUGGAGACGUUAAAUAAAACGAACAUGCUCGACUAUACGAACGACAUUCGUGAGCGGUUGACCCAGGAGAAAAAUCAGCCGGAUGAAAUGAACCAGCGGCGUGCAAAUGUGCUGGUAACGUUGAAGGAACUUCAGACAGAAGUGGGUCCGCUGAUGAAGUGUAUGGAGGAGCUGAAAAAUCCGGAUUCAUCGAAAGAUCACAAAUCGGUUAUACUUGCGUUGCAGCAGACACUGGAUUACGAUAUUAUCCUAAGCGCGCAAAAGUUGGCCAAGUUUCUGUACGAGUGUGGUAACUAUAACGAUUCGUUGUCGUACCUGUACGUGUGUAUGCUGGCAAUGGAACCGAACGACAAAAACUAUCUCGGCGUACUGUGGGGCAAGCUGGCCGUCGAAAUUCUGACGCUCAACUGGCCUACGGCUUUGGAGGAUUUGACGCGGCUGCGUGACUUUAUCGAUAACUACAAUUUUACCCCGAUUCAAGUGCUCCAGCAACGGGCCUGGCUCAUUCACUGGAGUGUGUUGGUGUUUUUCAAUCAUGCGAAAGGUCGUGAUCUGAUCAUCGACAUGUUCCUGUACAAGCCGCAAUAUCUGAACGCGAUUCAGACGAUGUGUCCACAUAUUCUGCGCUACCUUGCGACGGCAGUCAUCAUCAAUCGCGGUCGCCGCAAUGCGUUGAAGGAUCUGAUCAAGGUGAUCCAGCAGGAGUCGUACACGUACCGUGAUCCCAUCACCGAGUUUCUGGAACAUUUGUACGUGAACUUUGACUUCGAAGCUGCCCGUAAGAAGCUGAACGAAUGUCAAACAGUCAUUUCGAACGAUUUCUUCAUCAUCGGGUGUCUGGCCGAAUUUAUCGAGAAUGCGCGUCUGAUGAUCUUCGAAACGUUCUGUCGCAUCCAUCAGUGCAUUACGAUUGGUAUGUUGGCAGACAAGCUGAAUAUGAAGCCGGACGAGGCCGAAUGUUGGAUUGUGAAUUUGAUCCGUAAUGCGCGUCUGGAUGCUAAAAUUGAUUCGAAGCUGGGACACGUGGUAAUGGGCACGCAGCCCCUAUCGCCAUACCAGCAGUUGGUGGAAAAAAUUGACUCCCUCUCUGUACGCUCCGAAGCGUUGACCCUGUUGGUCGAGCGAAAGCACAAAGCUAAGACUCAAGAAGCUGGCGAAGGCCACUGGAAGUAUUACUAACAACGUGGGCAACGCUAAGUUUACAUCGUUUCUACUGUUUCGCAUUAGCGCAGGGACAUAGAAAAAUAAUUCUUGGUAUCGUGAGGGCGAAGGAUAAACGUUCGAGCAGAAGCAUAGAACAUCUACAACCAAUUACAACUUGUAUCGGUAAACAAAAAAAAACAGAACAGCGUAAAACAUGAAACAUUCAUUCAAGGCAUCAAUGAAGAUGAACAAUAAUAAUAAA
Anopheles funestus (African malaria mosquito) is the source of this 1655-nucleotide messenger RNA. RefSeq names its product eukaryotic translation initiation factor 3 subunit E (gene eIF3e). The transcript has 3 exons. NCBI's taxonomy places the organism in Eukaryota, Metazoa, Arthropoda, Insecta, Diptera, Culicidae. The coding region runs from base 128 to 1429 and encodes 433 amino acids. Gene Ontology annotation, cellular component: nucleus; cytoplasm; eukaryotic translation initiation factor 3 complex. The record is from RefSeq and is a predicted model, not a curated record. Gene Ontology annotation, biological process: translational initiation. Gene Ontology annotation, molecular function: translation initiation factor activity.